AUGGAGAGGUUGAAGGCUAGGCGCUCGGCUCGACGGGCACAGAACACCAGGAUUAUAAACGACGGGCAUCGAGUUCUACAGGAUCCCAGCCCGGACAUUGCUAAAGUCCGUUCGAUCAAGGAAAGGUUCACUACCAACAACGCAGAGCUUCUGCAAAUUGACGGUGAGCUAGAGCCACUCAUUCCGAUAGAGCAGUUGGAACAGGAGUGUAUCGCUAUUGCUGAAUAUCAAGACGAUGCAGUCAUGAUACUCAGCGAACUGCAAAGCAAAAUUGACUCCCUGGAACCUCGGAGACUAGAAAAUUCAGUGGCGAAUAUGGCAGUGCAACAACUUCAAGACAACUCAGCCAGUCGAGGACCAAAGCUCCCAAAGCUUGAACUGUCCACUUUUGAGGGAGAGCUAAGCAACUGGCUAGCAUUCUGGGAGCAGUUUGAUGGUGCAAUUCACAAGAAUUUAACAUUGACAUCCACAGAUAAGUUUCACUACCUUUGUCGGUGUCUUACUGGAGAUGCUGCAGCAGCAAUAGCCGGUCUACCAACGACGGAAACAUGCUAUGCUGAAGCAAUCACCAUUUUACUGCAGCGAUUUGGAGACCAGAGGCGAAUAGAAAGACAGCGUCUGAAUGCCCUUAGGAAUCUACCGCAAGUUGCGUCGGCCGGCGAUGUUAAAGGCCUGAGAAACCUGUAUGACACUACCCAGCUCAACAUUCGAUGCCUCACCUCUCUGAAGGUACCUACAUCAAGUUUCUCAGCCAUGCUGUGUGAUAUCCUUGUCAGGGCUUUACCCUACGAGAUUACAGUUGAAUAUCACAGACAACUCAACAAUAUGACUUUCGGUAACUCUUCAGCUCUAGACCAAGAGAACGGUCAUACAGCUUCAACUUCAAGCUCACCAACUAUUCCGUCUGAUUCAGUUUCAGAGCUGAAUGGAAUGCUCCGCUUCUUGCGCGUGGAAGUUGAAAGCCGAGAAAGAAGCGGGCUCGAGUACCCAAGAAUCAAGAAUGAGACAAAGAUGAAGUUGCUCCCAUCUGCAUCUGCUCUGUACAGCACCACCAAUGUAAAGGCGGGUGACUGCUACUUUUGUCAUUCCAAGAAGCACGACACACCAUCUUGUGAUUGCGACAAACAGCUAGCUGAAAAAACGAACCUGCUGUCAUUGAACUUUAGGCGUUUUCGAUGCACACUCAAGGGCCACCGGGCGAAAAAUCGCCAAAGAAAACUGAGAUGUGCGAUAUGCGGAGGUAGGCACGUAACCACAAUGUGCAAUCCAGCGUUCGUCAAACAGAAAAGGGAAGGUUCAUCUGCAGGAGACAAGACAAUUUGUGUUUCCGCAUCCCACGCGGCCACACGCUCCGAAAGAAAGAAUAGUGAUGGAAUAUAUCUACAAACGUUCAAGGCGUGGGCGGUCACUGACGAAGGUUCCAGCUAUGUCAAAGGAAUCUUUGACGGAGGUAUCCAACGCUCAUUCAUUAAAAAGCUAGCACAACGUCUUGGAUUGAGGGUCCUUCGGACAACAAGGAUCACCCUGAACACGUUCGCCAGUCGUAAUACAAAGGUUAUAGAGCACAACUCCGUGGUGGAGGUAAAGCUCAGAAGCCAAUUUAACAACAUAGAAAUAACGGUUGAAGCUAUUACCAUCCCAGUCAUCUGUCAGGACGUCUCUACACCAUCAAUCGACACCGCAUCUGUGCGACAGCUUCGGCAGGGCAAGAAGAACUUGGCGGACGAUAUAAUCUUUCCAGGUAUAGAAUUAGUUCCUGGGAUAAGUCUGCUGGUCGGUUCUGACCACUUGUGGAAGUUCUGCACAGGAGAGGUAAUGAGGUGCAAAGACGUAGAUGAUUUGGUGGCGAUCAAUACGAAACUGGGCUGGACGCUGCAAGGUCCGUCAACACAAGUCGGAAAGCUCCUAGAAGAUUCCUGUCUAAUGAUGUGUGUCCUUGGAGCGCAGACAACUGACGCCAAGGUAGAAGAGACGCUGAAGGCCUUCUGGGAGCUAGACAGAAUGGGUACUGCCGAACGCGAAUUGGGCGAUACAAAUGCAGAAACCAUCAGUCGUUUUGAACAGACGAUCGUCAGGAAGAACGAACGAUACGAAGUGGCUUUACUAUGGAAAGAAGGCGCUACUGAUCUGCUGCCAAACAAUCGCAAAAUUGCAAUUUCACGUCUGGAAAGCCUGUUGAGGAGACUAUCAACAAAACAUGGAUUGUUGCAGCGGUAUGAUGAGGUAAUUAAGCAGUACCUGCUUAAUGGACAUGCGGAAGUGGUACCAGAGAAAAGAAAGUGA
This is a messenger RNA of Ixodes scapularis (black-legged tick), 2283 nucleotides long. RefSeq lists its product as uncharacterized. Bases 1 to 2283 code for a protein of 760 amino acids. Lineage: Eukaryota; Metazoa; Arthropoda; Arachnida; Ixodida; Ixodidae. The record is from RefSeq and is a predicted model, not a curated record. The transcript has a single exon.